This is a messenger RNA of Vombatus ursinus (common wombat), 2940 nucleotides long. It is a transcript of the gene PIAS4, whose product is annotated as protein inhibitor of activated STAT 4. The transcript is spliced from 12 exons. NCBI's taxonomy places the organism in Eukaryota, Metazoa, Chordata, Mammalia, Diprotodontia, Vombatidae. The record is from RefSeq and is a predicted model, not a curated record. Gene Ontology annotation, molecular function: transcription coregulator activity; SUMO ligase activity; zinc ion binding. Gene Ontology annotation, biological process: protein sumoylation; regulation of transcription by RNA polymerase II. Bases 37 to 1521 code for a protein of 494 amino acids.
CUGGGGCUCCCGGCGCGGGGGACGCUGGUGGCCAAGAUGGCGGCGGAGCUGGUGGAGGCCAAAAACAUGGUGAUGAGUUUUAGAGUCUCCGAUCUCCAGAUGCUUCUUGGUUUUGUUGGCCGAAGUAAGAGUGGACUUAAACAUGAACUUGUCACCAGGGCACUACAGCUUGUUCAGUUUGACUGCAGCCCUGAAGUCUUCAAGAAAAUUAAGGAACUCUAUGAGACUCGAUAUGCCAAGAAGAGCUCUGAUCCUGUACAACCCCACCGGCCUUUGGACCCGCUCUCCAUACAUUCUUCCUAUGACCGGGGAAGUACUGUCCCCAGGACUUCUAUUUCUACUCCCAACAUUGACUAUCCUGUACUAUAUGGGAAAUACCUAAAUGGACUUGGACGAUUACCUUCUAAAGUUGUCAAGCCAGAAGUCCGCCUGGUGAAACUGCCCUUCUUUAAUAUCUUGGAUGAAUUGCUGAAGCCCACAGAGUUAGUCCCACAGAAUAGUGAGAAGCUGCAGGAGAGCCCAUGCAUUUUUGCGUUGACGCCGAGACAAGUGGAACUGAUCAGAAACUCCAGGGAGUUGCAACCUGGAGUGAAAUCAGUUCAAGUGGUACUAAGAAUCUGUUACACAGACACUAGCUGCCCCCAGGAGGAUCAGUACCCUCCUAACAUUGCAGUAAAAGUCAACCACAGCUACUGCUCAGUCCCGGGCUACUAUCCAUCAAAUAAGCCUGGGGUGGAGCCAAAACGGCCCUGUCGUCCCAUUAAUCUCACACACCUCAUGUACCUAUCUUCAGCAACAAACCGAAUCACUGUCACCUGGGGGAAUUACGGAAAGAGUUACUCAGUGGGUUUAUACUUAGUACGGCAGCUGACCUCAUCAGAACUGCUGCAGAGGUUGAAAACUAUCGGAAUCAAACAUCCGGAGCUCUGCAAAGCACUUGUCAAAGAGAAGUUGCGUCUUGAUCCUGACAGUGAAAUCGCCACCACAGGUGUCCGAGUGUCUCUCAUCUGUCCGCUAGUAAAGAUGCGACUCUCCAUGCCUUGCCGGGCUGAGACCUGUGCCCACCUGCAGUGCUUCGAUGCAGUAUUCUACCUCCAGAUGAAUGAGAAGAAACCUACUUGGAUGUGUCCUGUGUGUGACAAACCAGCCCCCUAUGACCAGCUGAUAAUAGAUGGCCUCCUGUCCAAGAUCCUAAGUGAGUGCGAGGACGCGGACGAGAUCGAAUAUCUGGUGGACGGUUCCUGGUGUCCUAUCCGAGCUGAGAAGGAGAGGAGCUGCAGCCCCCAGUGCCCAAUCCUUGUCCUUGGAUCCUCCGAUGUGAAUGGGCUGUUACCCACCCCCAAUGGGAACAGUGAAAAUGGAAAGCCAAGUGCCGAUGUGGUGGACCUCACACUGGACAGCUCAUCCUCGGAAGAGGAGGAGGAUGAGGAAGAGGAAGAAGAAGAAGAUGAUGACGAGGAAGAUGGCCCCCAACCCAAACGCCGCUGCACGUAUGAAAAAGGUCUAGUCUCCGCCUGCUGACUGGGGCCUGGAGCGAGCAUUGUCCUCUGGGGACAGACUUGAAUACUCUGGUGCUUACAAAACUGGGAGGGAGGCAGGUUGCCUGGAAACCAAAUGCGAUCAGGUGUGGAAGGUUCUUGUCCCAGGCUGGCUUUCUCUGGGCGCCCAGCAGCUGAACUCCUCUGUUCCAAGGCAGGCGUUCUGCUCUCCAACCCCUGGCAUGUUUCCUGAGCUGGAGUAACCAAGUCAGACACUGGUCUAGGGUCUUCCUUGUAUGUCUUCCUCCUCUCUUCUCUUUCCCACUGGGAGGUGAGGAGCAGGUCUCCAGAUGCUACUCCCCACUCCUCUAAAAGCCCAAUGCUUAAGUAGCACUUUCAGAUGCCUGUGUUAGGAAGUUUGGGGGGUGGGGAGAAGUGGAGGAAGGGAAGUGAUGCAUCUAAAAUAAUUCCAGCCACCUAAAGCCAUCCAUCUACCUCCCCUUUUCCCUUUUCUCUUACUGGAAUCCUCAUCAAAAUGGAUACAAUGGGGCUGAGGAGGAGACAUAUGGGAGACCAAGACUUGAGGGUCCUCGUGAAGGCCUGUCAGGAGACCCAGUGCUACCAGGGCCAUCCUCUAUCCUGAUCUAAUCCCAUGUGAUUGGGGGUGAGGGGAAUAGGACUGGAUGUGAUCCACCCCCAGCCACAGACUGGGUGCUGCCAGUAGGAGGGGCCUUUCCUCCCAAUGCUCUGAUGACUCACCCCGGAAAUACAGAUGGGGAGGGUAGAGGGGAUAUGCUGGUUCCUGUUGGGAUUUUACUCACCCACCCCCACCCCAAAGCUGAGCAGAGAUCCCCACCCAGCUGCUGAACUGUCACAAAGGGCACACUGGGGACCUUUGGAGUGGCACUGAAAUGUCCAGGGUUUCCCCAAGGUGGGAAGGGAGAGCCUUGGACCUGAUUUCCACCUAUUUUCACGGUUUUCUUCGUUUCCUUUUCCCUCCAGUCCUCCCUGCCUUUUUCCAAACCCAGAAUAAUUUUCCUUUAUAUAAACAACUCUCCUAGCAAGGAAGCAAUAUCAUUUCAGGUAACAAUGGGAAAUGUGGUAGAGCUCCAAUUAAGUUUUACUGUAUAAAACAGGUUGCUCAGCUUGACUCCUCGGGAGCAUGGGCAGCUCAUGUCCAAUUUUUUCUAAUAUUUGUAUCCUAAUUUAAUUGUUUUUUAAAAAUGAAAAUAAAAAAGGUCUAGGCCAAGCCACUUAGAAACAUCAUGAUUCAGUUCCUGGUUUGGGUUGAUUUUUUUGGCCAGCUGUUCUGUACAUAUGUUUUCUUAUAUCCUCGUUUUGUUUUUGUAAAGAGAAAAAAAAAAAAGGAAAAAAAAACCCCAAAAUAUUUUUCUUUCCCUUCCGUACACAUUCUCCAGAAUUCAAAAGUAUAGUGUUUUGUUAAAUAAAAAGAUUUACAUUU